UGCUCAUGUACAAAUUCAACAUGGCUUCCGUGACGGCUGCGAUUUUGAGUUGUCUGCUCGUGAUAUGUUUUAUUCCAUCUUCCUUUGCCUUCAUCGAGGGACUUUACUGCGGCACAGAAAACUGCUAUGAAAUCCUUGGUGUUAAUAGAGAAUCCACAAAGGGCGAGAUUGGCAAAGCCUAUAGAUCCCUAGCCAGAAAGUACCAUCCUGAUAAAUACAAGGGAGAAGAUGGAACAGAGAAAUUCCAACAGAUCGCGACGGCGUAUGAAAUAUUACGGGACGAAGAUGAAAGACGAGAUUAUGAUUACAUGUUGGAUAAUCCAGAGGAAUACUAUAGUCAUUAUUACCGCUACUAUAGACGAAAGGUGGCUCCACAGGUUGACGUCAGAAUAGUCAUUGCUGUCACAAUAUCUGUUAUAUCUGCUAUUCAGUAUUUUAGUUGGUGGUCUCGCUACAAGUCUGCAAUCAAUUAUUUAGCAAUGUCUCCAAAAUACCGAAUAAGGGCGAUAGACCAGGCAAAAAAAGAGGGUCGUCUGGAUGCCAACAAAAAGAAAGGCAAACGCUCAAAGGAAGAGUUAAAGGAAGAGGAAGACAAAGUGGUCCGGACAAUCAUUGAAGAAAAUGCAGAUAUUAAAGGGGGAUACAGAAAGCCCAACAUAAUGGAUAUACUAUGGAUACAGCUUGUACUAUCACCGUACUACAUUGUCAUGUACAUCGCUUGGUUUGUUAGAUGGACCUGGAAAUUCAACAUCUUAAGGCAUGAGUAUGGGCUGGACGAGAAACAUCAUAUUAUCCGGAAAAAUCUAAGAUUGACGCAGAGUCAGUACGAGGGAAUGGAUGAAUUUGAAAAAGAGACUAUGUUAGACAGAUCGCUUUGGAUUUAUGAAAAUUUUAAGGAAUACAAGGCGGAAAAAGAGGAAGAGAUGAAAGCCAAGCUAGCAGAAAGCGGAAGACAUAAAAGCUAUCGGCGAUAUAUGAAGAAAAAUGGCGUUGGGCGUAUGUACUUUGACGAUUAGCCUGUUCCUUUAGUCAAACCAAAAGUACUCUCGACCCCAAGCACAAAGGUCAUUUUUUUAUAAAGCUGUUGUUUCCUCCAUGUUCACACCCCACACCCAAGUUGACAAAAGUUGGAAAGAUAAAGAUCUAAUUGGUCCAAUAGUGGCAAAGAAAAAAGAGGUUGCAAUCUUUUUUUAAAUGGAGUGGACAAACUUACCGAAAUACCAAAUAGCUUCAGAGCGCCAUGUUAAGUACAAAAAAAAGGUUUUUUUCAGAUCGAGAACUUGUAGCUCCCUCUAUUGGUGAAAUGUGGCCAGUCUCUUUCUGACAUUCAUUUGAACUUUUUCCCCUGGUACCAGUAUUCUAGUACAGGAAGGUCAUUACCUCAUAACUGGUACCACGCUACCGGCAUUGCACCUUAUUCGCCCUAACUCAGUAUUUCCAGUAUUUCCGAUAGAUUGACUGGACUAUCUUAAAAGAUUAACCAACUCGAGAUAAGACGAGUCCUAACUCUUUGUGAAAUCGACAGCUGGGCUACGAAGAGCAGGGCAACUUGUAUAUUAUUCCUCGAACCACCAGAAAAUGAGGAGACGGAGCAUUUUCAGUUGCAGGCUUCAGGAUGUGGAAUUCCAUCCAAACUCUAUCAAAAGGUCUAGCUCCGUCAUACACCAUGUUCAAAAGGUCACUGAAAACUUACUUUUUAAAUCAAUAACUCUCCCUGGCUUGGCCUGCACAAUCUUGUUAUAGAGAGACCGGUUUUUGCUGGACUUUCUUUGCCUCAAUGUUGCGGGCUUGGCCUGGUCCUGGUUUCCCUCUGGGUUUUUCAUUUCAUUCCCAUUGUUGUUGUUUUUUCCUGUCAUUAUCUGAGCAUUUUCUUACCUCAGAAAAAGGCGCUAUAUAAAUGGUGUUGUUAUUAUCCGAAAGCUUACUUGUUAUAAAGAUUUAAGUUUCCUGAGGAAUUAUUUUGGUGGAGUAGAUUUGAUACUUUGUUGAUUGUGUGUAUAUUUUGUAGUACAGGGUUACAAGUGCAAUUAAGCAUGGUCCCGUCUUGUUGAUAUCUUUAACUGCAGUUUAGGGUGACCGUGUAAAAACAUGAUUCUUUUGGAAUGGAAUCGCAUUGGCAUUUUCACACAUGCGUACUAAGCGUAAAACAAGCGCCAUACAAGCGCUUGAAAUUUUUCAGCAAGCGCGCACACGAAGCAGUCGCUUUGGGGGCCAAUCAGCGUUGUGUCUCUGUACAUUCAUACAUUGGGUAUAAGCAGGCCCGAUACGUCUACUGAGGACACAAAGUCGAUUGCCUCCAUGCCCCCUGGUCAUUGCCCAUGCCAUUAGCAAGGCUGGCUAAGUCUGCACAUGUGCAUGGGCAUCAAGGCUUUUUCUCCUUGGGAAAAGAACACCCUAUGAGGAAGUUGUAAUUUUCUACUGGAGCAUUUCAAGGGCACCAAGGCAAUGCCCAGGAGGCACUGAGACAAUCGCCUUGUCGUCUCUGAGAAGUAAUCAAUGUACUUAUGGGUGGCAGGUGAUAUCUUAUACAUGUAGUUCUUCAUUUUUCAAUAGUUCUUCAUUUUAAUAGUUGUUCAUUUUUAAUCUAGUAAAAUUUUACACAAAAAUCGCAAGAUGUUUUCCAAUAAUCUUCCAUGAUUUUAUUUAUUGUUUGGUCAAGUACAUGGGUUUGGGAGUAUCAAUAUUUAAAUGAUGUCUGGUAAAUGCAGUGCUAUGUCACUUAGUUAAAGCCGUGUGCGUAUCGGACUUAAAAUGGGUACCGUAACUUACCGAUGCAAAUUGUUAACUUACCGAUAUAAAGUCCAAGGGCGAACAGUCGAUAACUUAUCGGGGUGGUAAGUUACCGCCAGUGCGCUGAUUUGAGCCGUGGUUACAUAACAAUGUUAAAUGCAGUGGACACUAUGGGUAAUGUAUCUCAUCAUGUGCAUAAAAAAACAAACCUGUGAAAAUUUGAACUCAAUUGGUCGUCGGAGUUGCGAGAUAAUAAUGAAAGAAAAAAACACCCUUGUCACACAAAGUACAAGUUAUCAUAUCUGUAUCUAUAGCCCUGUUCGCAUUGGACUUUAUAUAGGAAAAACCAACCGAGUCGAUGGGUAACUUACCCAUUUUAAGUCCAAUGCGAACAGCCAAGGAAAUUUUCCUCCCAGGUACAGGUUACUCACCCGACCCAAAUGGGUAGUUUAACCGUGCCAAAGGUGCCCAGGAAGAUUGACCAGGUCAGUUUAAUUGAGCCAGAGAGUCCAAUGCGGACGCGACGACUUGGUUAAAUCUCCCAUCUGUCCGUGACCCGAAGAAGCUGACAUGUUUUGUCAUGGAAGAAUAAGAAUUCCGUGAUUAUCAAACUUUUCAAUGUUACGCAGGGGGCCAGCUCGGUUAGUUUACCCACAGUCUCAGUACCAGAGUCUAAUAAAUCCAAGUGCGGACGGUGGGAAAGUUAGCCCGUUGGAAUGUAACCAAGUUGAUGGAUAAGUUACCCAAAAUAUUAAUCCAGUGCGAACACGGCUUAUGAUCAUUAUUCGCACGCUUGCCAAACCUCUCUAUUGAAAUUGACCAUUAACUUGUACCAGACAUCAUUGAAAUGAAACUCGCAAAACUGAUUUCUUGUUUACUGUUGUUUUAUUCAGUGUUAUAUUUUAAGUUCACUAUUAAAACUUGCCUUGGAAGUGUUUCUGAAUGAAUUGUUAAUUUGCAAAAUGUUAUGCAUAAUUAAAACAAUAUUUACUUACA
This is a messenger RNA of Asterias rubens (European starfish), 3726 nucleotides long. RefSeq names its product dnaJ homolog subfamily C member 25-like. Gene Ontology annotation, biological process: protein folding. Gene Ontology annotation, cellular component: endoplasmic reticulum membrane. Bases 6 to 1016 code for a protein of 336 amino acids. The record is from RefSeq and is a predicted model, not a curated record. The transcript is spliced from 11 exons. NCBI's taxonomy places the organism in Eukaryota, Metazoa, Echinodermata, Asteroidea, Forcipulatida, Asteriidae.